This is a messenger RNA of Trypanosoma brucei brucei TREU927, 2589 nucleotides long. RefSeq names its product major vault protein, putative. The record is from RefSeq and is a predicted model, not a curated record. The transcript has a single exon. NCBI's taxonomy places the organism in Eukaryota, Euglenozoa, Kinetoplastea, Trypanosomatida, Trypanosomatidae. Gene Ontology annotation, cellular component: nucleus; cytoplasm. The coding region runs from base 1 to 2589 and encodes 862 amino acids.
AUGAAUGAUUAUUUAGCGAAUGAGCUGGUCCUGAAACUGGGGGUUCAUCAGUAUGCUCACAUCACGAACGACAACGAUAAUGGUACGGUUCUUAUCACCGGACCGAUGACGCGCACGCUAGGUUCAGACGAGCGGUUAACCAAACCAAUAACCCCCUUUCAUGUGGUGCCACAUGGGCACUACUGCUGUAUUGAAAAUCCUCACGAAGUAGCAGAAGAUGGCGUUACGCCUGUCUGUGAUAAGUCCGGACAGGUGAAGGUGUCUCUCGGAAAGCGGAAGAUUUUUGUGGGUCCCCUCGCUGUUCCAUUGUACCCUGAGGAAAAACUCGUGUCGGUGGAACCCCUCACGGUUCUCGACACGAAUAGUGCCCUUCUUGUGCGCGUGAUACAUGACUACACAUCUGAGGGUGGCGUGAGACGAUCUCAGGGCGAGCGUUAUUUGUUUAAAGGUCCCGGGACUUACUUUCCCCGCGUAGAGGAGACGCCACUAGAGGUGCGUCACGCUGUUAACAUUAAGAAAGGGUGCGCAAUUAGGCUACGUGCUUUGGAAUUGUUCACUGAUAGGACCGGACGUACCCGUAAACGGGAUGAUGAGUACCUUUAUCUGACACCGGGGUCGUAUUUGUGCGAUGUGGAUGAGCAGUUCGUCGAACACGUCGAGCCGCUUAUUAUACCCCCUGAUGAGGCGUUACAUGUCGAGGUGUUGCGCAACUUUGUGGACGAGCGGCCCAAUGCCUUCAACAGAGCGCGCCACGCCGGGGAGGUGUACGUUGUCACCCACGAGGACUGCCCCAUGUUCGUGCCUCAUCCAAAUGAAAAAAUUUUGCGUACUGUUCACAAGAUGCGCCUUACGGACAAGCAAUACGCUGUUAUUGUGAAUGCUUCUAAAUCUCGGCGGCGUACUAUAACCAACGUUUCCUAUUACCUGCAAGUCGAUGAGGAGGUGGAAAAUGAUGCAAUACAUGGAUGUUAUCUUCUUGGUGAGGGACAGGCACUUCUUUUGCGCGCCCUUGACAUGUUUCAGGACGAAAGUGUGGAGCCACCAGUGCAGCGUGUGGCUGAGGACCUUUGGUUGCUCCACGGGCCACGGGAGUAUGUUCCGCACAGUUUGGUGGAGGUAUGCAAGGACAAAAAUGGUAACGACAUACGGGAACGCAUUCUUUUGUGCGACGGUGAUGGUAUUUAUGUGAGAGACAAAACCACGGGCGUAGUUAGAACAGUAACAGGUCCCGCAGCGUAUAUGCUUGGGGUUCACGAGGAGUUGUGGGAAAAAUCACUUCCUCCGGAUGUCGAAGGGUGUUUGCAGCGGCAGCUGUCUCCUAUGGAGGGGCACAUUGCUGCGGGACAAGGACCAGUGCUCGUUCCUCGUAAUCUAGUGAGGAGUGCGUACAAAACAGUGGUCUACAAGGUUCCUCAUCGGAGUGUGACACAGCUAUACAACUACCGGACAAUGAAAACCCGCACCAUUUUUGGUCCCGACCGCGUUACUUUGGAGCCAGAUGAAGAGUUUACAGUUGUAAAACUUUCGCUACCCUCGUCUGAUGGGACAAGUCCCGCGAAAUGCCAAUCUAAGGAGUCCAGCCGUGUGAACGCUCUACAUCUCUUCCUCGGCCCUUCGAACGUAACAGACAUUGUCCACGUCGAAACACGGGAUCAUGCCCAGCUUGCCCUACAGCUGUGCUAUGCAUGGCAUUUCGAUGUUGCACACGGCGACGAGGCCGCUGCUCGUAAGUGCUUUGGUGUAGAUGACUUCAUCGCCGACGCAUGUUCCCUUAUUGCCGGGCGCAUACGUGCCGCUGUUGCAUCCCUUCCUUUUCAGCAAUUUCACAAGAGCAGUGUGAAGGUGCUUCAGCAGGCGGUAUUUGGGAUAAAUCCUGUCAACGGCGAUCCCAUGAGUGAACUCCGAUUUGACGCGAAUAACUUUGUGGUUACUUCCGUUGACACUCAUACAAUGGAAGUUCUCGACCCCCGCACACGUGAAGGCCUCCAAAAGUCAGUAAAAAUUGCUAUUGAAAUGUCAACUCAGGCCCAAGAAUCGAGUGCACAGCAGGUUGCACUGGCACGUGAACAACAGUCUUCCGCCUUGCUUGCGCAGCAAAAAAUGAAAGACCAGGUAGAAAAUGAGACCCAGAGGAAGGCCCUGUUGGAAGCGGAGGCGAAGAGUGCUGCCACCAUAUCUUCAGGUCGUUUCAGAUCAGCCGCUGAUUCUGCUGCGAAGGCUGCCAGUGUGGAAGAGGAGACCAACCUAAAGUGUACACGCGUUCGUAUGAAGAGUGAAGAUAUUAUGAAUGGUGCGCUGUGCGAGAUCGAGCAGAACAGGCGGACUCAGGAGCAUCAAUACGAAGCGGCUCGAGCUUCUCUCGAACGUGAGUUUAAGCGAGAGCUCUCCAAAAUUGAGAAUGACAAGUUUGCCGCGGUGAUGAGCGCUCUGGGCCCUGAUACGGUGGAAGAAAUUGCGAAGGCCGGUCCCGAACUCCAAGCCAAGCUGCUGGAAAGUUUGGGACUCCAGGGAUACUUAGUUAUGGAUGGCAGCACUCCCAUUAACCUCUUCAACACAGCGUCAGAGUUGACUGGUCAUGUGCAGCAGUAA